This is a messenger RNA of Hyalella azteca, 3617 nucleotides long. RefSeq names its product alpha-aminoadipic semialdehyde synthase, mitochondrial-like (gene LKRSDH). NCBI's taxonomy places the organism in Eukaryota, Metazoa, Arthropoda, Malacostraca, Amphipoda, Hyalellidae. The record is from RefSeq and is a predicted model, not a curated record. Gene Ontology annotation, cellular component: cytoplasm. Gene Ontology annotation, molecular function: saccharopine dehydrogenase activity. The transcript has 19 exons. The coding region runs from base 69 to 2798 and encodes 909 amino acids.
UGAUCAGCUGGGAGCAGUUGUUGAGCAGUGAGCUCUAGAACAAGAAUUUGAAUAAAUACUGAAGGUUUAUGAUGUAUCGGCUGUCGCCUCGGGCGCUGUCGGCGCCCUUGUGCCGCCCCUGUCCUGCUCUGAAUCGGCCUUCACACAGAACCCAACAUGAGAAGGCGUCAAUAUCAGGCCGCGUGAUGGCCAUCAGACGGGAGGACCAGUCGGUGUGGGAGCGUCGGGCCCCGCUGGCGCCCCAGCAUGUGAGGAAGCUCGUCAGGCAGGGCGUCAGGGUGCUGGUCCAGCCCUCCAACAGGAGGGCUUACCCCACGCAGAUGUAUCAGCAAGCAGGCGCCAAGAUACAGGAAGACAUCGGCGAGGCCUCGGUCAUCAUGGGCGUAAAACAAGUCCCAGUCGACAAGAUUAUCCCUAACAAAACUUAUUGCUUCUUCUCGCACACUAUAAAGGCUCAGGAGGCCAACAUGGCGCUGCUCGACGGGCUGCUCGAAAAGAACGUACGUCUCAUUGACUAUGAAAAAAUGGUUGAUGAAAGUGGCCAAAGAGUCGUUGCUUUCGGGUCGUUCGCCGGGGUAGCGGGCAUGAUCAACAUCCUGCACGGCCUGGGCAUCAGGCUGCUGGCGCUAGGUCAUCACACGCCAUUCAUGCACAUCGGGCCAGCGCACAACUACCGUAACACGGAAAUGGCCCGCCAAGUCAUCCGAGACGCUGGCUAUGAAAUUUCGCUAAACAUGAUGCCGCGCUCUAUUGGCCCUCUCACCUUCGUCUUCACGGGCACUGGCAACGUGUCGCAAGGAGCACAGGCAAUAUUCCAGGACCUGCCUCAUGAAUAUGUUACCAUCAAAGGCCUUAAGAAAGUUGCAGAAAAGGGAUGGACGAACAAAGUUUACGGCUGCGAAGUAAGUCGGGAAGAUCAUCUCGUGAACCGCAACACCGGGCGCUUCGACGCAGCGGAAUACGAAGAGCAUCCAGACCGAUACAUCUCCACCUUCUCCAGGAAUGUUGCGCCUUACGCUUCAGUAAUUGUGAACGGAAUUUACUGGGACGUGAAUUCACCACGCCUCCUCACCAUCCCCGAUGCUAAAUUCCUUCUGCAGCCUGUCUAUUCUCCAUGGCUACCCAGUUCGGAAGGCGCUCCCCCUUUGCCCCACCGAAUGCUCGGGAUCUGUGACAUUUCCGCCGAUCCCGGAGGUUCCAUCGAGUUUAUGACCGAGUGCACCACCAUCGACAACCCCUUCUGCCUCUACGAUGCAGACCAGAAUGAGGAUAGGAACAGUUUCAAAGGACCGGGAGUGUUGGUGUGCAGUAUAGACAACAUGCCCACACAGUUGCCUAGACAGUCCACGGACUCGUUCGGUUCGAUGCUCAUGCCUCACGUUGAAGACAUACUCCACUCCGAUGCUUCCAAGCCUUUCCAGGAGCAUCAAUUCACGCCGGCUGUCGAAUCUGCUGUCAUCACCAGCAACGGUUUGCUCACACCAAACUUCCAGUACAUCGCUGACCUGCGUGAAAAUAGAAGGCGAGUUUGUGACGGCGCUUCAGCACUGAAAGAUCAAGCGGACGCUCUGGCUUCUAAGUACAGCGCCGUGACGCCCGUCCUCCUGGACAUCUACGACAAGCCAGAGACGCUCCACCAGCUCAUCCAGGGCAGAGAUGUCGUGGUAUCCCUGCUACCAUAUACCAUGCAUCCCACCGUCGCUCAAGCCUGCAUAGACCACAAGGUUAACCUGGUGACAGCCUCCUACUGUUCAGCGGGCAUGGCGGCCCUGCACGGGGCGGCAGAGAGCGCAGGCAUCACCGUCGUCAACGAGAUGGGGCUGGACCCUGGCAUUGAUCACCUUCUUGCCCUCGAAUGCUUCGAUGAGGUGAGUCGAGGUGGUGGCAAGGUGGAGUCGUUCACGUCGUACUGCGGAGGUCUCCCGGCCCCCGAGUUCUCAGACAACCCACUACGGUACAAGUUCUCCUGGAGCCCGCGCGGUGUGCUGCUCAACGCUCUUGCUGAUGCCAAGUAUAUGAUGAACAACAAGAUCGUAGACAUACCCACGGGCGGGGCUUUGCUGGCCGACCAUAAGCCGCUCGACUUCAUCCCAGGCUUGUCUCUGGAAGGUUUCCCCAACAGAGACUCUACCGUAUACCGUGAAAAAUACGGCAUAACUGACGCACACACGGUGCUGCGUGGCACGCUGCGCUACCGUGGCUACGCUGACUUUUUGAGCGGCCUGGUGCAGCUGCGGCUGCUGGAGGAGAAACCUCAUCCCAGCCUUCACCCCGGAGGCCCUGACGUCACAUGGCGCCAGCUGCUGUGCUCGCUACUGGGUGACCUCGACCCGAACAUGUUCUACGACAACCUCAAAGCGAUCGUAACGGAGCGCGUGAACGGCAGGGACGACAUCGUCGCAGGCAUGGAGCAGCUCGGGCUUCUCAUGGACGAGAUCGUCACCAAACAUGACACGCCUCUCGACACGCUCUCAUCGUACCUCGCUAAGAAACUCGCUUUUGAGCCGGGAGAGCGGGACCUGGUCGUACUCCGCCACGACAUCGGCAUCGUCUGGCCCAGCGGUACCCGAGAGAAGAGAGGUAUCAACCUCAUAUGUUACGGAGACGCCCAUGGUUACUCAGCAAUGGCAAAAACUGUCGGAUACCCGUGCGCUAUAGCGACUCAGAUGGUGCUGAGCGGCGAGAUCCAGAAGCGGGGGAUGGUGUUACCCUUCACUGCAGAGAUCUUCAAGCCUAUGCUCUCGAGGCUCGCAAAAGAAGGCAUAAAAGCCACAGAGACCAUUCAGUUCAGCUCUUAAGCGCUGUCGAGCCUCACAAACAAAUUUACAGCAGCGUAACGUACUUCAUUGCAGGGUUUUCAUCUUAACCGCACAUCACUGCGGGGUUAAUCCUGUCUGGAAAAAUGUAUGAAAAUCUGAUGAAAACCCUUGAAAACCCUCCUAAAAUUGUAAUGAAGAAAAUUACUCAUUAUCGAAGUACUAAAUAGACUAGUUAUUGUCUAUUUAGUUCAUUUUUCUUUUAGCUUAUGAUCCACGUAAGAAUCAUUUACAUGACAUCAAUUAUAGAAAUGUUAUGUUAGAUGUCGUAGUGGCGCUGUCAGUUGUUUGCUGCAACUGCUUUACAAUUUGUUCCGUUGCUCGUGAUUGCAUUUAACGUUGGCUUCACGUGAAUCAAUAAAUUAAUAUUAUACGAGUAAAAUGCAGCAAACAAGAAGUCUUUGUUCUACCAAGCAUAUGUUGCAGAAGCAUCCAAGCUGUGACUGGGGCUUGGUUCGUCUUUCAGCAAAAUUUUUAGCCCUCAUCGCAGUUUCAUCUGCGUUAAAUUAGUGGCCAAGUAGUUAAAUAGUAAUGAGUUUUCAUAGUACUCAUACUUUAGCAUUUUCAGCAAACGAUUAAUAUUUUUUCGUGACUGAGCGGAAAAAAGCUAGCGAUAAGUGUUAUAGAAAUGAAUAUUAUUUUUAUUCCAAACAAGCUACAAUUAAAUUACUAAAUAUACUUGAUAGGAAGAAAUAUUCUUCAACGGAAGCGUCAAUGAAAUGUGAAGGUCUUAGUAGAUGAACAUUCCCGUAAGAAAAUUUAUUGUAAAAUUCUAUAAAAACUCGGCAUAAUUUUUUUCAA